GGCUCUGCCGUUUCGGUUUCCUCCCCCCUCUUGCUCCUGCUUCUCCAUAGCGAGCAAGGAAAGGAACCCGACCUGCCCCCCUCUUCCUCUCUCACAAACCCUCGGUCGCCUCGCCUCGCCUCGCCGCCGAUGGCCGGCGGCUCCUCCCCCUCCCCGGCCGCCGCGCCCAUCCAGGUGCGCUGCGCCGGAUGCCGCGGCGUCCUCGCCGUCGGCCCAGGCAUGACCGAGUUCAUCUGCCCCAAGUGCGGCAUGGCGCAGCGCCUCCCCCCGCAGCUGAUGCCCAAGCCGCCGCCCUCCUCCUCCUCCUCCGCCGCCGCGACCCCCGCGCCUCCCGCCCCGGCGGCACCGCCGCCGCCUACGUCCCGGAGAGGAGGCGGAGGCGGCGCGGCCCUUCCGCCCCCGCAGGCGCAGGGGGUGGACCCCACGAAGAUCCAGCUCCCCUGCGCCAACUGCCAGGCCGUGCUCAACGUGCCCCACGGCCUCGCCCGCUUCCGCUGCCCGCAGUGCGGCGUGGAGCUCGCCGUCGACCUCGCCAAGCUGCACAACUUCCUGGCCUCCUCCAACAACAACGCCGCCGCGGCGCCGCCGGACAACGUCCCGCCGGCCUCGGGACCCGCGUCGCGGGCGCCUUUGGUGCCUGCGCCUCCGCCCGCCCCGUUCCCCCCCGUGCCGACGCCAGGCAUGACGCAGGCGCCGCAGAUGGUGCCUGGCGCGUUGAUCCCGAUGGUGCUUCCCAUCACUGAUCCGCCUGAGGAGAUCAACGAGGUUGCAAUUGAUGUUGAGCGUGAAGAAGAUGAAGGUGGUACUGUUGGAGAAACGUUCACUGACUAUAGGCCUCCCAAACUCUCUCUUGGUCUGCCUCAUCCAGAUCCAAUAGUAGAAACUUCUUCUUUGUCAGCUGUACAGCCUCCUGAGCCAACUUACAGCUUGAACAUCAUGGAUGAAUUGGAUGAGACAAAGGCCUUGUCUUGCUUGCAAAUCGAAACAUUAGUUUAUGCUUGUCAGCGGCACCUUUAUCAUCUCCCUACUGGUGAUAGAGCAGGUUUUUUCAUUGGUGAUGGAGCUGGUGUUGGUAAGGGCCGGACAAUUGCUGGAUUAAUAUGGGAAAAUUGGCAACAGGGAAAGCAUAAGGCAGUGUGGGUAUCUAUUGGCUCUGAUUUGAAGUAUGAUGCUCGAAGAGAUUUGGAUGACGUUGGUGCAAAAUGUGUACAGGUGCACCCUUUAAAUAAGCUACCAUAUUCUAAGCUAGACUCAAAGGCCAUUGGGAUCAAGAAUGGGGUAAUUUUUGUAACGUACAGCAGCUUGAUAGCAUCAUCUGAGAGAGGUCGUUCCCGUUUGCAGCAAUUGGUUCAGUGGUGUGGACAAGAAUUUGAUGGUCUUCUACUGUUUGAUGAGUGCCACAAGGCCAAAAAUCUCAUUCCUGAUGCAGGGAGCCAGCCCACUCGCACUGGUAAAGCUGUUCUUGAAAUCCAGGAAAAGCUACCUGAGGCACGGGUUGUUUAUUGCUCGGCAACUGGUGCAUCAGAACCACGGAAUUUGGGCUAUAUGGUUCGGCUUGGACUUUGGGGCGAUGGAACAUCAUUUCAGAAUUUUGCGCAAUUUUUAGGAUCUCUCGAGAAAGGUGGUGUGGGCGCUCUUGAACUUGUUGCCAUGGACAUGAAAGCCAGGGGUAUGUAUGUUUGCCGCACACUAAGUUAUAAGGGGGUUGAUUUUGAUAUUGUGGAGGCUCCCCUUGAGGAAAGAAUGAUGAAUAUGUACAGAAAGGCAGCCGAAUUUUGGGCUGAGUUCCGCCUUGAGCUCCUAUCAGCAGGUGAAUCAUUUACAGAAGGCAUUUCAAAUCAAAUAUGGCGGCUAUAUUGGGCUAGCCAUCAGCGUUUCUUCAGGCAUAUGUGCAUGUCUGCAAAAGUACCUGCUGUUGUGAAGUUGGCUAAGGAGGCCCUGGCAGAGAAUAAGUGUGUGGUGGUUGGUCUUCAGAGCACUGGAGAGGCUCGAACAGAAGAAGCUAUCACAAAAUAUGGUGUUGAAAUGGAAGACUUUGUUUCUGGUCCUCGGGAGCUGCUUCUAAAGCUGGUAGAAGAAAAUUACCCUCUACCUCCGAAGCCUGAUUCUUUUCAACAAGGUGAAGAAAAAGUCACAGAAAUUCACCGUAAGCGGCAUUCUGCCCCAGAUGUAUCAUUUAAAGGACGUGUUAGAAAAGUAGCAAAACUGGUAGAAGUGAGUGAUGAUGACAGUGAUGAUUACUCUCCAUCUGAGUCAGAUCAUGGAUCGACAGAGUCUGAUGAGGAGUUUCACAUGUGUCAAAUCUGUAACACAGAGGAGGAGAAGACUCUGUUGCUUCAUUGUUCUGGUUGUUCUCGACAUGUUCACCCUGGUUGUCUGACACCACCUUGGACUGGGGUAUUAACUGAUGACUGGUCAUGCUACACAUGCAAGAAGUUAGAAGGAGAGGAAAAUGAACAAGAUGCUCAUGUAGCUGAUUUUUCACAGAGGUAUGAUGCUGCAGUAGAGAAAAAAAAGAAGAUUUUGGAUAUGAUACGUUCUUUGGAUCUCCCUAACAAUCCUCUUGAUGACAUCAUUGAUCAGCUAGGAGGCCCUGACAAUGUUGCAGAAAUAACUGGACGGCGUGGUAUGCUAAUAAGAGCUUCUGACGGAAAAGGCGUUGUUUAUCAGGCGCGGAAUGCGAAAGAAGUGUCGAUGGAGAUGAUCAAUAUGCAUGAAAAACAGCAGUUCAUGGAUGGCAAAAAACUAAUAUCUAUUAUAUCUGAAGCAGGAUCAGCUGGCGUUUCGCUGCAUGCUGAUAGAAGGGCAAAAAACCAGAGAAGAAGAGUACACAUAACACUUGAGCUCCCUUGGAGUGCAGAUCGUGCAAUACAACAGUUUGGGAGAACUCAUCGUUCUAAUCAAACUUCUGCACCACAAUAUAGGCUUCUCUUUACAAAUCUUGGUGGUGAAAAGCGAUUUGCAUCAAUCGUAGCAAAAAGACUGGAGUCUCUAGGAGCUUUAACGCAAGGAGAUCGCAGGGCUGGACCUUCUCUGAGUGCUUUUAACUACGACAGCAAUUAUGGGAAAAAAGCCCUAACCAUCAUGUAUAGAGGAAUAAUGGAGCAGGAUUCUUUUCCAGUUGUUCCUCCGGGGUGUUCUGACAAUCAAUCUAGCAUCCAAGAGUUCAUUGCUGAAGCAAAAGCUGCUCUAGUAUCAGUUGGGAUUAUCAGGGAUGCUGUAGUGUGCAAUGGAAAAGUUGCUGGGAAGCUUUCUGGUCGGAUUGUUGACUCAGAUAUGCAUGAUGUUGCUCGUUUUCUUAACCGCCUUUUGGGACUGGCUCCGAAAAUCCAGAAUAGGUUAUUUGAUCUUUUUACAAGUAUACUUGAUGUUGUUUUGCACAAUGCACGAAUAGAAGGGCAGCUGGAUUCUGGAAUCGUUGAUAUAAAAGCUAAAAAUGUUGAAAUGAAAGAAUCACCCAAGACCGUUCACAUUGAUAGCUUGUCAGGCGCGUCAACUGUACUUUUUACUUUCACCAUUGACCGAGGAGUUACUUGGGAGACGGCAAAAUCAAUGCUUGAUGAGAGGCAAAAGGAUGGUGCUGGUUCUUCUAAUGAUGGGUUUUACGAGUCCAAAAGGGAAUGGAUGGGAGGAAGGCAUUUCAUACUUGCUUUUGAAGGCUCAAUCGAAGGGAUGUAUAAAAUAAUUCGACCUGCUAUUGGUGAAGCAUUAAGAGAAAUGCCUUUAACAGAACUGAAAAGCAAGUACAGGAAAGUGUCAUCAAUAGAAAAGGUUAACAAAGGUUGGCAAGAUGAAUAUGAUGCUUCGUCCAAGCAGUGUAUGCAUGGAUCGAAAUGCAAAGUGGGAAGCUACUGUACAGUGGGAAGAAGGUUGCAAGAGGUUAACAUCUUGGGUGGUCUCAUACUUCCAGUUUGGGGUACAAUAGAAAAGGCCCUAGCUAAGCAGGUUCGUCAAAGUCACAAGCGAGUACGUGUUGUCCGUUUAGAGACAACAACUGACAAUCAGCGAAUCGUUGGACUACUCAUUCCGAAUUCAGCUGUGGAGUCAGUAUUAACAGGCUUACAGUGGGUCCAAGAUAUUGAUGACUGACAUGGAUAGGCUUGAUUUGUUUUGUUCACAUUCAUAUUGGUGGUGUCGAUCGCUUUCUGAUGUUAGAUGCAGCAGCUCAGAGGUGCGGCACAUUUGAUUUUGUUUUUUUAUUGAGCCAGCAAGCUAAUAUGACUAAUGUGACAGUGUCAACUUAGAAAUUAGGCAGGUAAAUACACCCUCAACUUCUGUAUGUAAAAGAUGUGGUGUACCCUACCCCCCUCUUUUCUAUUUCCUUGUUAUGUUGUAUAUUGGGAUGUAAAACAACUAAACCCCAGCUUAUAUCAGAAAAAAGAAAAAUGCGAGGGCGCACCCACCAAUAUGGCGCCAUACUGUUUCGGAGGAAUAGGCCACGGUUGCUUAUUCCCUGCAUAUCAUCAGAAUGAAAGGUUGUCUAUACUCUAUACCA
Molecule: messenger RNA, 4495 nt
Organism: Oryza sativa Japonica Group (Japanese rice)
Lineage: Eukaryota; Viridiplantae; Streptophyta; Magnoliopsida; Poales; Poaceae
Product: protein FORGETTER 1-like
Biological process (GO): regulation of DNA-templated transcription
Cellular component (GO): nucleus
Molecular function (GO): chromatin DNA binding; histone binding
Source: RefSeq, a predicted model, not a curated record